Molecule: messenger RNA, 1543 nt
Organism: Phymastichus coffea
Lineage: Eukaryota; Metazoa; Arthropoda; Insecta; Hymenoptera; Eulophidae
Gene: Hs3st-B
Product: heparan sulfate glucosamine 3-O-sulfotransferase 6
Exons: 5
Coding region: 1-1401 (466 amino acids)
Molecular function (GO): [heparan sulfate]-glucosamine 3-sulfotransferase activity
Source: RefSeq, a predicted model, not a curated record
AUGCGUGAGUCGCAGUUCUUUCACUUGCUCCGCACCGGCCGCGUCGUCAGUCGCCGUCGCGGAUCCGACCGGAGGCACGCAGAGGGCGCGGCCGACGGGCCUCCCGAGUUACCGACGCGCGAUCCCCGACCGACCGCCGAUGCGGCGCCGGCCUGCCGCGCGCGGGCGCCCGACCAGGGCCGCGGGGGCCGGCGGGCGGCGCCGCGCCGGGCGCGCAUCGAUCGCUCGGCGCCCGGCGCGGCGGAGGGGCGGCCGCGCGCCGGGCGCCGCGGUCCGCGGCUCGACGCCAGCAGCGCCGGCGCCGCCAUGGACUCGUCGUCGGCAGCCGCCAGCAGGGCCAAGUCGGCGCGGCGCGCGGCCGCGUGCGUCUGCCUGGCGCUCGCGCUGCUGCUGCUGCUGCUGCUGCUGCUGCUGCUGCUCGUGGAGCACGCGUGCCUGCGCGGGCGGCCGAGGAGGCGGCGCCCGGGCGCGGCGCGCGUCCGCGAGAUCCCGCUGGGCGCCGGCGAGCGCGCGGGCGGGCCGGCGCGGGUGCAGCUGGUGCCGCUGUGGGACGCCGCCAACGACAGCCUGGGGGGGGCCGCGGCGGCGGGCCGCAAGUACCGGGUGCUGGGGCGCCAGGAGCUGCUGGCGGCCAGGCGGCUGCCCGGCGCCCUCAUCAUCGGCGUGAAGAAGGGCGGCACGCGCGCCCUCCUCGAGUUCCUGCGCGUGCACCCGCACGUGCGCGCCGCCGGAUCCGAGGUGCACUUCUUCGACCACCACUACGCCGAGGGUCUGCACUGGUACAGGCGCCAGAUGCCGGCCACGCUCGCGGGCCAGAUCACCAUGGAGAAGACGCCGUCGUACUUCGUGACGGCCGAGGCGCCGCGGCGCGUGCAGCACAUGGACCCGGGCACCAAGCUGAUCGUGGUGGUGAGGGACCCGGUGACCAGGGCCGUCUCCGACUACACGCAAGUGCGCAGCAAGCGCCCCGACAUGCCGGCGUUCGAGCAGCUGGCCUUCGUCAACGGGUCACAGGUGGUGGACACGACGUGGGCGCCGCUGCGGAUCGGCGUGUACGCGCGCCACCUGCAGCGCUGGCUGGCCUACUUUCCGCUGUCGCAGCUGCUGUUCGUCUCGGGCGAGCGCCUCAUCAGCGACCCCGCGCUCGAGAUGGGCCGCGUGCAGGACUUCCUCGGCAUCAGGCGGCUCGUCUCCGAGCGCCACUUCUACUUCAACGCCACCAAGGGCUUCCCCUGCCUGCUGAAGGGCGAGCAGCACGGCGCGCCGCACUGCCUGGGCAAGAACAAGGGCCGCAGCCACCCGCGCAUCGACCCCACGGCCGUCCGGCGCCUGCGGGACUUCUACCGGCCGUUCAACCGGCGCUUCUACCAGCUCACGGGCAUCGACUUCGGCUGGGCCUGACGGGCCGCUCGUCCGUGCUCGCUCUAAAGACGGAGCGUGUGAGUUUUGUACAAAUGAAAGCAACGUGAGACUUUGUAUUAUACGGAUAGAGGUAUGUGUACGCAUCUAAGUUUGCACGAACAAUAAAAGAAAAGCCAUCGAC